UUGGACAAACCGUGCUUUUACCAAUAGCGCUUCACACAACGCAUGAAGUUCCCUGUGUAUAUCCUGCACGUGCUGAAAGCAUACUGGCAGUUUUUUGGCACAAAAGCUUUCAUUCUGAGGAAUUCGUGAAAGAUGGAGGAGCAGUAGCAUGGUGGUUCUAUGGGGAGACUGGGAGCUUACAGGGAUAUAACAUAACAGAUGAUUUUGCAAUGGUAAUGCGCAAUGUCAACAUUACUGAUAGAGGCCUAUACAGAUGUCAGGUUACUCCACCUGGAAACGUUGAUGAUUAUAUACAUGAUGUCAACAUUGAAGUUUAUGCCUUACCCAAAAGCUCUCCUACGAUUAAAUAUGAUCAUCAGGCCAAUGGAUCUCAUAUAAGCUGUUCAAUAAAAAACAUAUACCCGAGUGUCUCUCCAAAGUUAAAUGUGCUCAGUGGUAGCACUACAUCAGAUGAACGGUCAGUCGUCAACAAAGAUGGAACGUUCAACAUGACUACCAGUACCUACAUCCCAUGCAGUGAGGAAGAUUUGGCCGUAGAAUGUUCAUAUUCUCACUUAAAUUACGACAGUUCGUCUUUCUUGCGUACCCCCAGUUGUUUAUUUAACGUUUCAGUUACCGACUUGAAUAAUAGAGAUCCUACCAGGGUGCGCUGGAUAGGAUGGACGACGCUCGGCGUAGAUUGCGUUAUCUUUAUAGCCAUCAUGGCCAUAGCGUUUGGAGUGCAUAACGGUCUUUUGAGUUUCAGUUGUCUCCAUCACACCCAGGAGGGUGUUCGUCAAAAAGAUGUGCAACGCAUGAACAAAAUGCCCCACUAUGCAGCACUCAUGGGGAUAGCCCAUGUAAUCCUUUUCAUCUCGGCAGUCAUCUUUCUGGCAAUAAUCUAAAAAAUAGCUUAAAGGACCCAUGACAUCGAAAUACAAGUGUAUUCCUGUUGAUGUGCAGU
Molecule: messenger RNA, 943 nt
Organism: Strongylocentrotus purpuratus (purple sea urchin)
Lineage: Eukaryota; Metazoa; Echinodermata; Echinoidea; Camarodonta; Strongylocentrotidae
Exons: 4
Coding region: 210-884 (224 amino acids)
Source: RefSeq, a predicted model, not a curated record